Molecule: messenger RNA, 1665 nt
Organism: Penicillium cinerascens
Lineage: Eukaryota; Fungi; Ascomycota; Eurotiomycetes; Eurotiales; Aspergillaceae
Exons: 3
Coding region: 1-1665 (554 amino acids)
Molecular function (GO): NAD binding; oxidoreductase activity, acting on the CH-OH group of donors, NAD or NADP as acceptor
Source: RefSeq, a predicted model, not a curated record
AUGGCGUACCAGAUUGAAUAUGCCACCGAGGCAGAUGCCCCUGCCCUCGCAAGGAUCAAUAUCGAGAGCUUCCGGGGCCAGGGAAUUCUCAACGAUGUCUUCCCGGAGGCCAAUGAAGCUAGGCUGACGGACUACAAAGCGAUCUACGCCACGAAACAUCUGGCCAACCCGCAAAUGCAUGUUCUCAAGGUCACCGAUCCCGCCAAUGGAGAGAUUGUUGGCUACGGUCGCUGGUUGAUUCCAGCAUCGGUGGACUUUGCGGCCAGUCAACCGGCUCUGAGUGAACAGGCACUCGUGUUCGCUCAAGAUCCUAUCCGUUUUUCCCCACGGCCCAUGAACGAAGCUCUUUAUGCCGAGUUCCGCAGUCUACUGGAGGGUUAUCGCAAGAAACAUACCACGGAUCAAGAUAUGGUGUUGGACCUGCUGGCCACUCUACCGGUCCGCCAAGGGCGUGGAAUCGGGUCUGCCGUGCUCAGUUGGGGCACGUCAAAGGCCGAUGCAUGGGGUCGCCGGCUGUACUUGGAGGCCACGCCUGAAGGUCUUCCGCUAUAUCUCAACUCCCCGUCCGUGGAAGGAAAGCUUGGAUUCCUAACUUUCCUAUCGUUUACUGGUUUACUGACUACCCUCCACCAUGACGCCAAAGCCCAGAUUGGCCAUCCUGGACGACUACCAGGGCAUCGCCCCCCGCAUUUCGCCCACCUGGAGUCGCGCGUCGACAUCUCCAGCUUCCCCGAGACCCUCGAUCCCCGCGAUCCCGCACAGCACGACGCUCUUGUUCAACGGCUCCUGCCCUUCGACGUGGUGCUCGCUAUGCGCGAGCGCACUCCCUUCUCCGCACAAACCGUGGCUGCCCUCCCGAACCUGAAAUUGCUCUUGACCACCGGCACGCGAAACCUCUCGCUGGAUUUGCCGGCGUUUGCAGAGCGAGGGAUCCCCGUAGCUGGAACCGAUGGCCGUCCGCCCGGUGUGAACAGCACCGUCCAGCAUACCUGGGCGUUGAUCCUGGGGUUGGCACGGCACGUCGCGCGGGAUGACGCCGCGGUGAAACGGGGUGACUGGCAGGGUUCUCUGGGAAUCAAUUUGUCCGGCAAGACUCUAGCAUUAUUAGGACUCGGCAAAUUGGGCUCCCAGGUGGGCAAGAUUGCCAUCCAGGCAUUUGGUAUGAACGUGACCGCCUGGUCGGCCAAUUUGACGCAGGACAAGGCCGACGAGCAGGCCCAGGCCCAGGGCUUGCCCGCCGGCAGCUUCGUAGUGUCCCCGUCCAAGUCGGACUUUUUUGCCAACGCGGACGUUGUGAGUGUGCACAAUGUUCUUUCUGAGCGCAGCCGUGGUAUUGUCUCUGCGCCCGAACUGGCCACCAUGAAUCCCAACGCCAUGAUCGUCAAUACCUCGCGCGGGCCGCUGAUUGACGAGUUAUCUCUAUUGGAAGCCCUGAAUGCGGGGCGCAUUCGAGGGGCUGCACUGGACGUGUUCGAUCCGGAGCCGUUACCAUUGAAUAGUCCGUGGCGCACGACCGCUUGGGGCCGGGACGGACGCUCGGAGGUGCUCUUGUCACCGCAUAUGGGAUAUGGAGAGGAGGAUCUGCUACAUGGAUGGUAUCGAGAGGUGGCCGAGAAUCUGGAGAGGUGGUUAAAUGGGCAAGAGCUAUCACGGAAGAUGGAUUAA